This is a messenger RNA of Fusarium musae, 1182 nucleotides long. RefSeq lists its product as uncharacterized. Gene Ontology annotation, biological process: late endosome to vacuole transport via multivesicular body sorting pathway. The record is from RefSeq and is a predicted model, not a curated record. Gene Ontology annotation, cellular component: multivesicular body. Lineage: Eukaryota; Fungi; Ascomycota; Sordariomycetes; Hypocreales; Nectriaceae. The transcript is spliced from 3 exons. Bases 1 to 1182 code for a protein of 393 amino acids.
AUGGCAGAACCUCUUCCAGCUGCGCUCAAAAUCCCCGAAGUCAGUCGCUUCAUCAAUCGCGCAAAUCAGCUGAGAAGCAUCAAGCCCGCCAUCGCAUACUGGUGUGAAUACCAUGCUGUCAACCAAAUCGUGGGAAAGAGCCUGCAUACCACCGACGACGAUACCUUUGAGUUCACAAAGACAUUGAUCGAGCGCCUCGAGGCUACAAAGACGGAACGAGCUGAUGAUGAUGCGAUUGUCGAUAACGCUGCGGGACAAGCUUAUGUUGAGCAAUUCGCUCAGCAGACGUUUGAACGAGCUGAGCGAACCAUGCGCGCUAACAAGGUGACGAGACAAACUGCCGAUACAUUCGACGCUGCUGCGACGUUUUUCGACCUCACUCGCGAAUGGGGAGAGCCUGAUCCCGAAGUCGUCAAGAAGAUCAAAUUCGCCAAAUGGAACGCUGCUCGAAUCCUAAAGGCCAUUCGUGAAGGAAAAGAUCCCAACGAGACGAACCCCAAUGCCCCUGAGCCUGAGCCGGAAGUUGCUCUCGACCCCUCUGAUCCUGAAGUCCAACUUUUAUCCGGAGCUCCUCGCGCUUCGGUUGAGGAUGCGCCAGACGCUGGAGAACCUCCUAGUGUUCCUACAUUCACGGAUGCGCCGCCUAGAAUCCCAGAUGAUCCUGGAUAUUUCCCUCCUCAACCUGAACACCAGUCCCAAGCGCCGGAGCCAUUCGUCCCAUCGCCUUUGAGUCAGAGUCCUACGCCAGGUCUAUCUGGUGGUCCUCCUCCUCCGCCACCCGUUGGUCUACCACCUGCUGUGUCUCCUGUGCCAGAGUCCCCAGCACAGCCUGCGACACAGAUUCCUCCUCAACCAUCACCUCAAAUUCCCACCAAGCUUCCCUCACAAUUUGCUCCUCCCCCGCCUGAGCCAUUUACCCCUUCAGCACCUCCAUCCUGGACAACGACUCCGAGCGCUCCUCAUCCUGCUGCUUCAAACCCUCCACCUGUGAUUCGCCAGGCCCCUGCUCCUCAGCCGCCAGCUCCAGCGCCUGUCCAGACGACUGGUUUCACAACAGAUCAAAGGGAUAUUAACCAGGCGCAGAAGCACGCCAAGUGGGCUAUAUCCGCACUCAACUUUGAAGAUGUGCCCACUGCAGUUCAAGAGCUACGCAAUGCACUUCGAAUGCUCGGUGCGCAGUAA